Molecule: messenger RNA, 9033 nt
Organism: Symphalangus syndactylus (siamang)
Lineage: Eukaryota; Metazoa; Chordata; Mammalia; Primates; Hylobatidae
Gene: RNF115
Product: ring finger protein 115
Biological process (GO): ubiquitin-dependent protein catabolic process
Cellular component (GO): nucleus
Molecular function (GO): ubiquitin protein ligase activity
Source: RefSeq, a predicted model, not a curated record
GACUCACGUGACCGACGCGGGCUCUGAAGCGGUGGGCCGCACCGAGGCGGCGGCGGCGGCGGCGACUGCAGCUCGGGAGGUAGCGGCCUGACGAGGGACGGGCCGGCUGCCCUCUCGGACUGCCGCGGCGGAGGACAAAAAUGGCGGAGGCUUCGGCGGCCGGGGCGGACUCGGGCGCCGCUGUAGCCGCCCACCGGUUUUUCUGCCACUUUUGCAAGGGCGAGGUCAGCCCCAAACUACCGGAAUAUAUAUGUCCCAGAUGUGAAUCAGGCUUUAUUGAAGAAGUGACAGAUGAUUCCAGUUUUUUAGGUGGUGGCGGCAGUCGGAUAGACAAUAGCACAACAACACAUUUUGCAGAGCUUUGGGGCCAUUUGGAUCACACGAUGUUUUUUCAAGAUUUUAGACCCUUUCUAAGUAGCAAUCCACUGGACCAAGAUAAUAGAGCCAAUGAAAGGGGUCACCAGACUCACACUGACUUCUGGGGAGCAAGACCUCCACGGUUGCCAUUGGGUCGGAGAUACAGAUCUCGAGGAAGUUCUCGUCCCGACAGAUCUCCAGCUAUUGAAGGAAUACUACAACACAUCUUUGCAGGAUUCUUUGCAAAUUCUGCCAUUCCUGGAUCUCCACACCCUUUUUCGUGGAGCGGGAUGCUGCACUCCAACCCUGGGGACUAUGCCUGGGGUCAGACAGGGCUUGAUGCCAUUGUAACCCAGCUUUUAGGACAGCUGGAAAACACAGGCCCUCCCCCAGCUGACAAGGAAAAGAUCACAUCUCUUCCAACAGUGACAGUAACUCAGGAACAAGUUGAUAUGGGUUUAGAGUGUCCAGUAUGCAAAGAAGAUUACACAGUUGAAGAGGAAGUCCGGCAGUUACCUUGCAAUCACUUCUUUCACAGCAGUUGUAUUGUGCCAUGGCUAGAACUGCAUGACACAUGUCCUGUAUGUAGGAAGAGCUUAAAUGGUGAGGACUCUACUCGGCAAAGCCAGAACACUGAGGCCUCUCCAAGCAACAGAUUUAGCAAUGACAGUCAGCUACAUGACCAAUGGACUUUCUGAAGCUAAAGACCACACCUGAAUCAGGGCUGUGGUAAUCAUCUUACCAUAGCUGUAAAUUGUAUCAAAACAAAAAAUUAGUAGAUGGAUUUAGGAAUCACGUAAGAAACUCAACACAUAAUAUAAAUGCAAUGAAUGUUUUUCCUCUUUAAAUUUAAAGUUAGUAUCUACAGAUAGAAUUGUAUCUACAACCAAAUGCCUCUUAUCCCUGAAUUCAGAGUGAUAAUUUUAUAAGUGUGAAACUUAAUUAUGUAGGGCUCCCCCCAUCUGAAUAGAAUUAAUUCCUUAAAGUCUAGUUAGGGUCCUGCUGUCUGUCAUGUUGCCUUGUAACGGAUGUUUCCACCUCCUUCUCCAACCUCUACCCCACCAUUAGUGUAUUUUACUAUAAAAACAGUGGAACCACAGCCCUAAAGUCCUGCUGAUAUAAAGUCCUUUUGUCUUAAUUGUAUUUAAAAAAAAAAAAAAACUACUCUUGAUCACAUUAGCUAUGAGGCGAGGUCAAAUUCAGGAAUCUAAGACUAAUGAUUUUGUUUUGUCUUGAUCCCCAGAGAGCAAAUCAAAGAAAAAUUACAGCAAGAAGAGAAAAGUGGUUUAUCAUUGUGUGCUUUGGUUUUCUUAUUUUAAUUUUGUUUUGUUUUGUUUUUUUGAGAUGGAGUCUCGCUCUUUCGCCUAGGCUGGAGUGCAGUGGCACGAUCUUGGCUCAUUGCAACCUCUGCCUCCCGAGUUCAAGUGAUUCUCCUGCCUCAGCCUCCCGAGUAGCUGGGACUACAGGCAUUUGUUACCAUGCCCAGCUAAUUUUUUGUAUAUUUAGUAGAGAUGGGGUUUCACCAUGUUAGCCAGGAUGGUCUCAACCUCCUGACCUUGUGUUCCGCCCGCCUCAGCCUCCCAAAGUGCUGGGAUUACAGGCGUGAGCCACCGCGCCUGGCCUCUUAUUUUAAUUUUUAAAGACUACUUCAGUUGAUGUAGUUUCCCCAGAAACCUACAUAACAUAUACUGGGAGCCUUAUGUUGGUAGGAAUCUGAUUCCCAUUCCUUUUUGGGAAUGAGUUGGGCAGCAUACAGGCACAGAAAGACAGAUGUUUGAGAUCUUUGCUUCUGAGAUUUUAAAAAAUGAUUCCCGCUGGGCGCGGUGGCUCACGCCUGUAAUCCCAGCACUUUGGGAGGCCGAGGCAGGCAGAUCACCAGGUCAAGAGAUCAAGACCAGCCUGACCAACAUGGAGAAACCCUGUCUCUACUAAAAAUAGAAAAUUAGCUGGGCGUGGUGGUGCAUGCCUGUAAUCCCAGCUACUCGUGAGGCUGAGGCGGGAGAAUCGCUUGAACCCAGGAGGUGGAGGUUGCGGUGAGCCGUAUCACACCAUCGCACUCCAGUCUGGGCAACAAGAGUGAAACUCCAUCUCAAAAAAAAAAAAAAAAAAAAAAAAAUCCCCAACUCAUUGAUUUUUUUUUUUUUUUUGCUGUCGCCUAGGCUGGAGUGCAGUGGCACGAUCUCAGCUCACCACAGCCUCGACCUCCCAGGCUCAAGUGAUCCUCCCACCUCAGCCUCCCAAGUGGCUGGGACUACAGGCGUGUGCCACCAUGCCUGGGUAAUUUUUGUAUUUUUGUAGACAUAGGGUUUUGCCGUGUUCCCCAGGCUGGUCUCAAACUCCUGGGCUCAAGCGAUCUGCCUGCCUCAACCUCUCAAAGUGCUCAACUCAUUGUUUACUGUCUUUUUUCCUAGUAAUCUUAAAAUAAUUUGCCUCACAGAAAUAGAGACAAUAAGUGUCUGCAGCCAGUUCACUGUUUUUGGUAAUUCAUUGGUCUUCAGGAGUUAAGAUUUUACAUUGUCACAUUUUAAUUUUUAAGCCUAUUUUUCAUCUCCGAAACUUUCCUUUUCUCCUUGGUUCUGGCUAUACUUGGACUCAAACUGAUCAGUGUGAUCAUGUCCAAAACAGCUUGGCCUGGGAGAGGUAGGCCUUAUUUUUUCAGCCUAGUAGUGUCCCAUGCACAUGCUCUUUGUAGCAUUCAAGUGUUUAACAUUGGAUAAAUUAAGAAGGUGAAAAAUGUUGUUGAAACUUCAAGGUCUCAAAAGGAAAUGAUGGGGACAUAGAACAGCUGUUGGUGUACCAAAAAAAAGGUACAGAGGGGCACCAUUUGUAUUGUCACAUCAACAAUGAUCAGAAUGAUCAGUUUAGAAUGAUCAGAACAAAAACACCACUCUUUAAUGGGUCUUUUUCUUGGCUAGAAGUCUUUCCUCAGUUUUUGUUGACUAUCAUACACUGAUUUGUGGGUGACGGAAGGGGGCUAGAGAUAACGUUUCUCUGUACUUUGGUAGAGGAUGAAGGAGUCAGAGAGGGAAAAGAAAAAGUGAGAGAGUGGCCUGCUGAAAUAAUAGCCUGCCUCUAAAAGUUGUGACCAGAAAGUAUGAUUCAUUUGGGCCCAGAGGGAAUAAAAUAUGUUUUUUCAUAUACCUCCCAUAUUACACCUCUGUAGUGAUUGUUUAUUUGGGGAAUGAGAUCUACUUACUGUGCGUUGCCCCUGAAAUGUAGCUUGAGAAUACACACUGGUUUUGAAUUGGGGAGGAGGACGGAAGGAAAUUAGAGGUGUAUUAUGAAUAUUUCGCCACUACUUAGAUGGAGGAAGGCUAUGUUGAACUUGGGACACAUUGCAGUUUUCAAAUACACAAUAUCAGUUGUCUCAGAAAAAUUAUGACAGCCUGGACAUAUUUGCUUGUCAGUGUCUGGAGAUGCCAGGACAGGCAGUUGUAGUUUUACUUACAGCUAGAGAACCAAUGCCUAGAGAACUAGAAAGGAUCUGAGUAGAUUUAAAAAGGGUGGAAAUAAAGUACUGGAUAGGGGUCUGCCUUUUUAUGCACAGUAUAGCAAACAGCAUCAGACAAAGUUACAUGAAAUUUUCUUCACUUUUUUUGCUCUGAUGGAUAGAGGGUGUGAGACUCAUUUUGCUGUUUCUCAGACCUGUCCCACUUAAUGGAUCUGUUGUGUUUCUUCUUAUAAUGGGAGGCACCUCAGAUGUCCAGGUUAAUUUAUGUUGAGGAGUUAGGAUUCUUCAGGGAUUUAUUAUUAUUAUUAUUUAUUUUUUAUUUAUUUAUUUUUUGAGAUGGAGGCUUGCUCUGUCGCCUAGGCUGGAGUGCAGUGGCACAAUCUCAGCUCACUGCAACCUCUGCCUCCUGGGUUCUAGCGAUUCUUCUGCCUUAGCCUCCCAAGCAGCUGCGAUUACAGGCACCUGCCCCCAUGCCCAGCUAAUUUUUUAUAUGUUUAGUAGAGACAAGGUUUUACCUUGUUGGCCAGGCUGGUCUUGAACUCUAGACCUCAGGUGAUCUGCCUGUCGUGGCCUCCCAAAGUGCUGGGAUUACAGACGGGAGCCACCAUGCCCAGCCUGAGAUUUAUUAUAAGCAAUUCGUUCGCACAAUUAUGCAGUUUGAGAAGUCCUAAGAUCUGCAGUGGGCCAGCUAGAGAUCCAGGAGAGCUGAUGGUGUAGUUCCAGUCUGAAAGCCAGCUUGGAUACCCUAGAAGAGCUGAUGUUUCCGUUCCAGUUCAGAGGCAGGAAAAGACUGAGGUCAGGCAGGAGGACUUCUCCCUUACUUGUUCUAUUCAGACCUUCAACUGAUUGUAUGAGGGCCACUUACAUUAGGGAGGGCCAUGUGCUGUAUUCAGUCUACUGAUUGAAAUGUUAGUCUCUUCCAAAAACACCCUCACAGACACACCCAGAAUACUGUAUGACCAAAUAUCUGGGUAUCAUGUGGCCUAGUCAAGUUGACACAUAAGAUUAACCAUCACAAUGAGGAAAAACAGAAAUGAUACAUGUAUACAGAGUGCUCCUCAUCCCACUUAAGUUUCACCAAGUUAAUAAUGUGUCUCUAUGAGAAGUGGUUCACCAUGUUGGCCAGGCUGGUCUCAAACUCCUGACCUCAGGUGACCCACCCGCCUCGGCCUCCCAAAGUGCUGGGAUUACAGGUGUGAGCCAGCACGCCCAGCCGACAGGUGCUUCUUAAAUGUUUUCUUUGAGCAGGAAUUGGUCCAGGAAUUGGUUCUCGAGUUAGAAGGAAAAUUUGAGGGGAAGAACUUGUUUUUUCUCCAAUCAGUCUCUGAUUAAAUAGUUAUUAGGAAAAACUCCUUGUUUAUGUCUUUGUAUUGCCCAUUUUUAUAUAUGUAUAUGUAUGUAAAUAGAGAUAUUUAUAUAUUCACAGACAAACACAUGUAUGCACAUUUCACCAUGGAGGAAGAAGGGAUAUGGUGUGCACUGAGGUAAAGUGAGCAGGGAUACAGAAGAGGCCUGGAGCCUCACAGUCUGAUUCUCUCAUGUUACAUAACCUUUAGGGUCUUUGUUUCCCUGAGUUCUCUGGUAUGCGGCACUGUUGGCCUGGGCUGGUGCCCUGUUAUGCUCUGUGAUGAAGGGAUUCACUGGAGGUAAAAACCUAAUCAUUUCCAAAGGUUGAGAAUAAAUGACUUUGAGGAAAGGGUGUUCAUCAUCCAUUGCUUCUAUAUUAUAAUCAGUUGAACUACAAUACAGUUAUCUAUUGAUUUUUUUAAAUUUUUCUGACACAUUAUUGACACCAAAUUGAAUAAUUCAUGACCUGCAUGCUUCAGCUUCUUUCUCCCUGGUUUCCAGGUGCUAUUCCCUCAAGAAAUGCAAAUUAAAUAUGUCGGUCUUAAUAAAUCAGGAGGGAAGCAUAGUCUGUGUCUGUUUUAAAUGACAACAACAACAAAACAGCUUUGGGGCUUAAGAAUUGGAAGACACAUUUUUAUUUUUUUGAGGCACAAUCUCACUCUUUCGCCCAGGCUGGAGUGCAGUGGCGUGAUCUCAGGUCACUGCAACCUCCCCGUCCUGGGUUCAAGCGAUUCUCUUGCCUCAGCCUCCCAAAUAGCUGGGAUUACAGGCACGUGCCACCAUGCCCAGCUAAUUUUUGUAUUUUUAGUAGAGACGGGGUUUUGCCAUGUUGCCCAGGCUGGUCUCAAACUCCUGACCUCAAGUGAUCACCCAUCUCGGCGUCCCAAAGUGCUGGGAUUACAGGCAUUAGCCACCGCACCCAGGUGAGAAGACAGAUUUUAAGAGAAGGAGCAGGGCUGGUAUCUGAGUAGGUAUUUGGAUGUUAGGGGAAAACCCUUUUUGGCCUCUGUGGUAGAGAGAUUGGAAGAUAAAAGCGCUGUUUACAAGAAUAAUCCAUUGGAGAUCUGGGGAUUGGGGACGACUUACAGGAUAGAGUACUCUUGUUGAGAAUUUCCCGAAUGAAUCUCAUGUAGGUUCUGUCACAGUAAGAUGGAGGAAAACUUUGAUGGGGUAAGUAUCACAAGUAGCUGUCCUAUAGGGGGAAAUCCUAGCCUGCAGUAGUGUCAGUGUCUCAGUAUUCAGCCGGGGAGCCACUGAGCUGCUCCAGGGGUUUAAAAUAGAAUGCAUAGAAUACAUUGUAUACAGCAGGUGAUGCUUUCCAGGAUCAAAAUAGAGCCCUUGUCUGAUCCCAGUGACAUUGUAAGGUUUCGAUCUCUCAUACCUGCCACAGACAAGUACGUUAUAGGCAUUCAACUUUUAAGGUUUUAUAUGUGCAUACUUUAUGUUUUCCUGCCAAACUACAUGUGGUGUCCACAGAAGUGUAGUUUGUAUGUUGCCCCUUCUUCCUCUUUCAACCAGAACACUUAGAUCUGUGAUCAUAGGAUGUAAGCCUCUGAUUCUUUACUUUUUCUAAUAAGAAAUACAAUUUUCCAGGUCCAAAAAUUACUAGAUUCUUGACUGGGCAUGGUGGCUCAUGCCUGUAAUCUCAGCAUUUUAAGGCUGAGGCACGCAGAUCACUUGAGGUCAGGAGUUUGAGACCAGCCUGGGCAACACAGUAAAACACCAUGUCUACUAAAAAUACAAAAAUUAGCCAGGUGUGGUGGCAUGCACCUGUAGUCCCAGCUACUCGGGAGGCUGAGGAGGGAGAAUCGUUUGAACCCAGGAAGCAGAGGUUGUAGUGAGCCAAGAUUGUGCCACUGCAGUCCAGGGCAACAGAGAGAGACCCUGUCUCAAAACAACAAGACCCCAAAUUAUUAGAUUCCCUUCCAACAACAUGAUAGCCAUAUUAUUAGUAUUUUUGAUUAAAGAAUAUGUAACAAAAAGCUGCUAUGAUUUCAGUAAUACUUUUAAGUCAAUUUAUCUUUAUUAGUCACACCAGAAUCUACAUCCAAUUGAAAUAUAGUAUAUACAAAUAUUUGAAAGAUAUUUAUUCAGGCUGAAGAUUAUGGUAUAUAGAUUCCUUCUGAUAACCUCAUGGCCUCACAGGUUCAAAACCCAUGGUUGUGAAUCACUCAUAUAGAUUGGGGCUAAGAUGCGUGUCCAGAAAACUACCUAUUAUGCAUGAAAUUUGUAGGCUUAUUGGAAGUCAAUUGUAUCAACACAUUUUGGAAGCCAAGACACAAGUAUUUUAAAUUUCUGUUUAACCAAGUCUUGAGAUAAGCAGAGUAAAUAAACUCUUUAGAAGCAAGACUCAGUUGGUAUGUACAAAGUGUGAUUGCUUUGUAUAUAUUCUGCUUAGUUCGAGUCAGAGCUAGUAAUAUGAUGCUCUUAAAUGUCUUCAUAAGACAUUUAAGCAGUGAUCAUGUUUCCUUUCUGUGAUUAUGUGUCAGAUUUUUAUAUGUGGACUAUAAUUAGUAUAGUACAAUGGCUGAAACCUUUCCUAUAGUUGGAUAUAUCUUCUUUCUGAGACUUCCAGUGAUUGUCUAAUGUUGAGUAGCUCCAGAAGAUUAUUUGUAUAGUAAAAACAAAAGACAUCUCUACCUAUGUGAGUUUAUUAUUUAGUUAGAAACACAGGACUAACAUAUUUAAAACAGAGAAAGAUUAAGAUGAAUGUGAUGUAGUGGAGAAAGCUUUGGAGACUUUUGAGUCAGAAUUCAAACGGCUCUAGGUUCCAAAUCCAGACACUCAUUUUGAUUCCCAGAACAAUCCUGUGGAAAGAGAAGAUACAGUAGGCAAUAUCCCUUUUUACAGAUAGGUAAACAGAAAUAGCAUCUCAAAACCUCAUUUGCACUGGGUGCAGUGGCUCACGCCUGUAAUCCCAGCACUUUGGGAGGCUGAGGCGGGCGGAUCACUUGAGGUCAGGAGUUUGGGACCAGCCUGGCCAACAUGGUGAAACCCCGUCUCUACCAAAACCAAAAAUUAGCCAGGCAUGGUGGUGCAUGCCUAUAGUCCCAGCUACUUGGGAGGCUGAGGCAGGAGAAUUGCUUGAACCCGGGAGGUGGAGGUUGCAGUGAUCCGAGAUCGUGCCACUGCACUCCAGCAUGGGCCACAGAGUGAGACUCCAUCUCAAAAAAAAAAAAAAAAAUUCAUUUGCCCAAUGACAAAUAGCUGGUAUGUUGUAGAGCCAGAAUUUGAAUCCAGGUCUUUUUGACUUCAUGGCUAGUCCUUUUAUCUCCAUAGGAUAAAAUCCUUAGUUUGAGGUUCAAGACUAUCACUAAUAAGGGUCUUCCUCAUCUACUUCAGCCAUAUCUCUUUCCGUUCCCACAAACCUUAGCUCCCACAUUUGGCAAGUCCUUGCCAAGGAGCACAGGUAAAGUGUCUCUUUCCUUUUAAUGGCUCACCAUGGAGCUGUAGCUAAAUUUCUGUGCUCUUAACCCCUUUAUUCAUGUAGUUGCUCCUAUCAGGAAUAUCCUGCCCACUCUCUGCUUAACUGUGACAAGAGGUCAUCUGUCCAAAGAGAAAGAAGAGAGUUUGUGGAUUUAGGAGAAAAGACUCCAAAUACUGCUAUGGGCAUUUAUUUAAAAAGAGAAAUGACCAAAGAGAUUAACAAGUAUUUAGUUGAAGCUGGGCAGUGGUAGUCUGUGGUGCUCCUGGUCUGCACAAAUCUUCUUCAGCAGUGCUGUGUGGAUGUUGUUGAAUGUUGAGGUCUGUCUGCAUUUCCUCAUUUUCAUGCCAAGUCAGUCACUGAGUCUGGCUGUCUUCCUUUCUGUCCUACCUAUCUUUGCUUGUUUUGUCUCUCUUUCCUUUAUAGUGUUAAAUAAAAAUUUAUUCCCCCAAAA